Messenger RNA from Striga hermonthica, 2808 nucleotides. The record is from the annotation of a GenBank genome assembly. NCBI's taxonomy places the organism in Eukaryota, Viridiplantae, Streptophyta, Magnoliopsida, Lamiales, Orobanchaceae.
AUGCAUAAAGAGAGGGACAAGUUUCUCUCUCUUCUCCUCUUCACAUUUUUCUCGGCUGCCGUCCGCCGAACCACCGCCGACGAUGCGACUGUCAUGGCCCAAUUAGCGAAGUCCAUCAACCCAAGCCCACCGGGCUGGACAGGCCCGACUUUCUGCAAAUGGCAGGGCAUCAGCUGCGACUCAUCGGGCCGUGUCACCUCCAUCAACCUCGCAUCCAAAUCCCUAACCGGCACGAUACCCUCCGACCUCAGCCAACUCUCGGCCCUCAAAACCCUCAGCCUCCAGCGCAACAAAUUCUCCGGCCCUCUCCCGCCACUCUCCGACCUACCGUCCCUCGAAGAAGCAUAUCUCGACGAGAACAAUUUCGAAUCUUUCCCAACGGGCUUCCUCUCGGGCCUAACGAGCCUCCAAACCUUCAGCAUACAGAACAACACAAACCUGCCUGCCUGGACAAUACCCGACACGCUCAAAGACUCCUCUUCCCUCACCACCUUCAUCGCCGGAAAGGCAAAUGUCUUCGGUCAAAUCCCGGACAUAUUCGACUCCCUCCCGAAUUUCCAAACCCUCCGGCUAUCCUACAACAACAUGACGGGCCAUCUUCCGGCCUCGUUCGGAAAAUCCGGAAUACAGACAUUGAUACUCAACAACCAGAUGGUGGGUUUUUCAGGCCCGCUAUUCGUCCUCGGGUCAAUGGCCCAGCUGCAAACCGUAUGGCUCCAGUUGAAUCGGUUCUCCGGCCCGAUACCAGAUCUCUCGGCCUGCACCGAACUGACCGACCUUCAGUUGCGGGACAAUAGUUUGACGGGCAUGGUCCCGGGUUCUCUCACGAGACUCCCGAAGCUCAAGAAUGUGGCCCUGCAGAACAAUAAAUUCCAAGGCCCAAUGCCAAACUUCCUGCCGAGUGUCCAGGUCAGCCUCGGGACCACCAACAGCUUCUGCCUAUCUUCGCCGGGCCCGUGUGACCCUCAGGUGACGGCCCUGCUCGAGGCAGCCCACGCCAUGAACUACCCGCCAGUACUAGCCGACUCGUGGGAGGGAAAUGACCCCUGCCACCAGUGGAAUUUCGUUACGUGUGAGAAGGGUAGCGUGACAGUCGUGAAUCUCGGGAGGAAAAAUUUUACGGGCAUGAUUUCCCCAUCUUACGCAAAUCUGACCAAUUUGAAAUCCCUGUUCUUGAACGAUAACAACCUGUUCGGGACCAUACCUCCGAGCCUCACGACCCUGGCCCAUCUCCAGAUGCUCGACCUGUCAAACAACAAUAUAUCCGGCAAAAUCCCGUCUUUUGCGUCGACUGUCACGGUUAAACUCUCGGGAAAUGUGAACAUCGGGAAGGACGUGCCGGUCACCUACCCACCGGAAUUCCAGAACGAGACCGACACCACCACCAACGGAGGAGGAGAAAAUGGCUCCCCCGGCGGCGGGUCCCACUCGAAAGUAGUCUCCCCGUGGGUGAUUGCGAUCCCGAUCAUUUUCUUUGUCAUCGCGCUCUCGGUUGUGGGAGCUAUAUUCUGCAGACGGUAUAUGAACAAGAGACGGAACAAAAAAUCAUGGGGAAGUGGGAAGAGCGGGAGAAAGAGCAAGAAGAUAUCCGGCAACAACGUGGAGGAGCAAGAAAACGAUAUCAUCAAAAGCCCCGUAUCGAAAUCAAAGUCCAAAUCCAAAUCCUCUAGCCACACAACCGAGACCCCAGACCGGACGAGCGAUUACCACAUACACGACGGUGGGAACAUAACCAUCCCGAUCGAGGUCCUCCGGGAGGCCACCAACAAUUUCAACGAGAACGCUGUGUUGGGGAAGGGCGGUUUCGGAAUUGUGUACCGUGGGCAGCUUCAUGACGGCACGCAGAUCGCAGUCAAGCGGAUGGAGUCCUCUAUGCUUAGCGAUAAAGGCCUGCAUGAGUUCAAGGCUGAGAUCGAGGUUCUCACGAAGGUCAGGCACCGGCAUUUGGUGGCUCUACACGGGUUCUGUGAUAACGGGAGUGAGAGGCUUCUGGUGUAUGAGUACAUGACUCAAGGGUGCUUGGGGCAGCAUUUGUUCCACGGGAAGGAGAUGAAGGGCCCCACUCUCGACUGGGACCAGAGAGUUACUAUAGCUUUGGAUGUUGCCAGAGGAGUCGAGUACCUGCACAGCUUGGCUCAGCAGAGCUUCAUACACAGGGACUUGAAGCCGUCAAAUAUAUUGCUGGGGGAUGAUAUGAGAGCUAAAGUGGCGGAUUUCGGGCUGGUGAGGUCAGCACCGGACGGUAAUUACUCUGUAGAGACACGGCUUGCCGGGACAUUUGGUUACCUUGCUCCGGAAUACGCGGCCACAGGAAGAGUUACCACAAAAGUAGACGUGUACGCCUUUGGGGUCAUCCUCAUGGAGAUCAUCACGGGCCGAAAGGCCCUCGAUGACUCCUUAACGGACGAACGAAGCCACCUCGUCACAUGGUUUCGGCGAAUAAUCCCGGACAAAGGAGCUGUCCGAUCAGCCCUCGACCCUGUCCUCCUCUCCAUCCUCGACGAGGAAACUUUCUUGAGCAUUUUAAAGGUGGCAGAGCUGGCGGGCCACUGCACAGCCCGAGAGUCCUAUCAAAGACCCGACAUGAGCCAUGUUGUCAGCGUGCUCUCGCCUCUUGUUGAGUCAUGGAAACCAACAGAAGAUGAGGAGGAUGACGAGGAUAGCCUGGGGCUUGAUAUAAACAUGAGCCUACCGCAAGUGUUGCAAAAAUGGAAAGCUAAUGAAGAUUCUUCUUCUACAAUGUCGAGUAGUUUCUUCAAUAGUAAUACAUAUUACGGCACCAGCUCUGCCAGCUCUGGUAUGAGAUGA